AAAUUUAUACCGCAACCACAUCUUUUAAUAAACGAUGCGUUGCCGCAGCGCAUUCGUUCACGAAAAUUAAAACGCACAACAGCUGAUAAAGUUAUUGCGUAAUACAUUUCGGUAAGUGAAUCAAGCAGAAAAAAAGUUCCCUACUUCCCCCUUUGUAUAUCGAAGCAGAUGCAAUAAGAUAACGGUUCCAGGUGCGAAUCAACACGCCUAGGUAACCGCUACCGUCGCAGAUUAAAUUCCGACCGUAUAGGGCAGAGGACCAUAUUCGUGAGCUCAUGGCUAACGGGUCUCCCGGAGGCGUAUACGACACAAUAACAAGAUCUUGGCGCGCUCCUCCAUCAUCUCAUCAUUCUUGGAGCGGCUUUAGUCCAGAACCGUACGCGUCACAAAAGGCACAAGCAAUGAGCAGCUACUCGAACAUUGCGAGCGAAUCGCGACCCAAGUUAUCUCCAAGAUCACCGAAAUUCGGAGAAUGUGGAACAACCGAGUGUGUGAAACUAGGUGUCAGUUAUAACCGAUUGGCCGCCAUAUCAAGUGGAACCACCAGUUGUUUACCACUAAUCGAACUGCCAAAGAAGAAAGUCGAUUUCAGUUCGGCAGAGGCUAUUAUACGACCCCUUUCUAUCCACGAUGAGCCUUGGUCGAACCUCAGCGCCGAACUAACCAGACGACAGAGCACGUCGUCUGACGUCAUCGUUGUUAGACAGGAUGUCGUCAUGCAGCCUCCGAUGCCUGUCGCAGUUGAACGACGUGGUCGAAUGGUUCAAAUUCAACGCCACUUUAAGAAAGCAUUCACUCGUCUCCGCAAGGUUUUCACCCAACCUUCUGACGCAACAACAAUAGACAAAUCUGAAGCCCCGGCUGCUGCGAUUUUGCCUGGCGUCAGACAACGAUCUCUGGUUCGACGCGAUUCCAGUGUAACGCACGCCAAACGACUGGCAGCCAAACGUAAGCGUCCUAAUGUGACGCAGACUGAACUUGCCGAUACGGAAUGGAUCCGCCAGUUUCAGUUGCAAAAAUUAAGCGCAGAAGGCGAGCCGGAUAGCAACGAAAUUACGUCUGAAUUGCAGGAAAUUUUCGAUCAAUUAACGGUGAGCGCCAACAAGAAACCAAGACUCGAUUCAACAGAACCUUACGUUUGCCGAAUCCGUUCCUGUUGAUUGGGUAAUGUGGUCUUUUCAAUUCCGAUCGCGUACGAUUGAAUAUUGGAGGCACUUUGUAUUAACUUGCACAUUUGAUUGAUGUUACUGUUCGGUUAGUAUCGCCCAUUCCUACCUCAUUAUUAGCACAUCUUCAAAAACAACAACAAAAUUGCACUCAUUUUUCGAAAUUGAUUAUUCGUAUUAUUAACAGUUAUGCUUAACCAGCAAGUCAAACGAAGCGAGACAGCGCAAAGUUAAUUCGUUCAAAAACGACGCAAUUGCUUCGAUGAUUAUGUCUUUGUGAUAAGCGUUAAAGUGUGUGCUUGCUCUUGAAUCCAAAUUGCGUUGUGAUUUCAUUGAUUGUCUCCGAUGAAACGAUUGUGCGUGUUAGUCAUGAUUAUUGUUAGUGAUUAUUAAUUGUUUGUUUUUUUUUCCGUUUUAUUAAACACGCUAUAAAGUUUCUAGAAACAAGGGGAAAAUUUGAACAA
Messenger RNA from Daphnia magna, 1630 nucleotides. RefSeq lists its product as uncharacterized. The coding region runs from base 276 to 1160 and encodes 294 amino acids. The transcript has 3 exons. The record is from RefSeq and is a predicted model, not a curated record. NCBI's taxonomy places the organism in Eukaryota, Metazoa, Arthropoda, Branchiopoda, Diplostraca, Daphniidae.